AUCUGGGAGCGGAGGAGGGACGGGGGCGGAGGGAGGACCGGGCCCAGCCGGCGGCUCCGGACCCUCCUUCCCUCCGCCACUCUCCGCCCCUCCGCCGCGCACGGCGCCGCCGGGAGCCCGGAGCCGGCUGGGGCCAUGCAUACCGGAGCCCCCGAGGGCGCGGUGGCGUGCUCGGCGCUGCACCAUGGCCGCUGAGAACGGCUCGGCGGCGGCGAGCGGCGGCGGGGGCUGGGGGCUGCCCGCAUCUCCCACAGGCUGAUCCUAAGCCCGUCCUAGCACCAGCACCCAGGCACCAGUGGUGAUGCAGGGCUCAGCAUCUCAGCAAUGUGGAAGCCUCUUCAGAUGUAAUCUUCCAGAAGGAGCUCUUUGCUGCCAGGCACACAGACCCCAUGCACAACCUUUCCGCUCAGCCCUGGCAAGUGAAGAUGGCCAAUCUGACCUAUGACAACUUCACCCUGGGCAACCGCUCCGAGGUGGCCAUCCAGCCUCCCAGCAACUACAAGACAGUGGAGCUGGUUUUCAUCGCCACCGUCACCGGCUCGCUCAGCCUCGUCACCGUGGUGGGGAACAUCCUGGUGAUGCUGUCCAUCAAGGUGAACCGCCAGCUCCAGACUGUCAAUAACUAUUUUCUCUUCAGCCUGGCCUGUGCAGACCUCAUCAUUGGGGUCUUCUCCAUGAACCUUUACACAGUCUACAUCAUCAAAGGCUACUGGCCACUGGGGGCUGUGGUGUGUGACCUGUGGCUAGCCCUGGACUACGUGGUAAGCAAUGCCUCUGUCAUGAACUUGCUCAUCAUCAGCUUUGACCGGUACUUCUGUGUUACCAAGCCCCUGACAUACCCAGCCAGGAGGACCACCAAGAUGGCAGGGCUAAUGAUCGCAGCAGCGUGGAUAUUGUCCUUCAUUCUCUGGGCACCUGCCAUCUUGUUCUGGCAGUUCAUUGUGGGCAAGAGGACAGUCCCCGAGAGAGAAUGCUACAUUCAGUUCCUCUCCAACCCGGCAGUGACCUUCGGCACGGCCAUUGCUGCUUUCUACCUGCCUGUGGUCAUCAUGACGGUGCUGUACAUCCACAUCUCCCUGGCCAGCAGGAGCAGGGUGAGGAGGCACAAGCCUGAAAGCAGGAAAGAAAAGAAAAGCAAGUCCCUCCGGUUCCUGAAGGGCCCCGUGAUCAAACAAAACAACAAUAACUCCCCCAAGAAGGCUGUGGAGGUGAAAGAGGAAGUGAGAAACGGGAAAGUGGAUGACAAGCCCUCAGCACAGACAGAGGCUGCUGGCCAUCAGGAGGAGAAAGAGACUUCCAACGAGUCCAGCACUGUCAGCAUGACUCAGACCACAAAAGAUAAGCCCACAGCAGAAAUCUUGCCGGUGGGGCAAGGGCAGAGCCCAGCCCAGCCCCGGGUGAACCCAACUUCCAAGUGGUCCAAGAUUAAGAUUGUCACCAAGCAAACUGGGACCGAAUGCGUAACGGCCAUUGAGAUUGUCCCAGCUAAGGCAGGAGCCUCUAACCACAACUCUCUGUCCAACAGCCGCCCAGCCAACGUCGCCAGGAAGUUUGCCAGCAUUGCCAGGAGCCAAGUGCGGAAGAAGCGGCAGAUGGCAGCCCGGGAGAAGAAAGUCACCCGCACCAUAUUUGCCAUCCUCCUAGCCUUCAUACUCACAUGGACGCCGUACAACGUGAUGGUCCUCAUUAACACCUUCUGUGAGACCUGUGUGCCCGAAACAGUGUGGUCCAUUGGCUACUGGCUCUGCUACGUCAACAGCACCAUCAACCCAGCCUGCUAUGCCCUCUGCAAUGCCACUUUCAAGAAGACCUUCAAGCACCUUCUCAUGUGCCAGUACAGGAACAUUGGCACAGCCAGAUAGGCUGGCACUCAGGGACCACUUCAGCAACAUUACAGAAGCUCUUCCCUUUGCCUCCUUUGCCAGGAAGGGUCCUCUGCUCCCCGCUCACAGCAAUGCAGACUGUACAGUGAUUGCAGGUGAUGCCCUUCAUCCAAUACUGACAAAGGUCCAAGGAACCUUCUAAGGUGCAGCUCCUUCCAGUCACCCUGGGACCUUGGGGAGCCAGUGGGAAAGUCGGUGGCAUGAGGAGGAGGUAUGGUGACCAGAAGCCCUCCCCAGAUCCCUGCUUUUGAGGGAAAGGCCAACUGGCAUCAGUCUCUGUCCCGAGCCUGGAUGCCUCCUCUUCUCCUGGAUGACCAUCUCCAGUGCAUCAGAGCUUGUCUGCAUGCAGACGGUCUAAUGCUGGAUGCCUUCAACAAGCUUUUAAAUCAGUCAUUACCCAAGAAAUGAAAAGAAGCCAGGGCCACACAUUUGCCAGCCAUCGUGGACCAGGAUGGUUUGGGCAUGGUCAUGGGGAGUCCUGCUGGCCCAGCCAGGCUUCCUCCCAGUGCAGUCAAGAUGGCACCCUAACAGAUGUGCCAAGGUCCUUCCUUUCCCUUGAGAGAUGCCUUCAUACAGCCUCACCCAGGGACCGAGGAGAGGAAUUUUCGCCUGGGCUUCAGAUACACUCUACCCUUCAUAUCCUUUCUGCCCAUAGCCAACGACUGGCUGGAUGGACAGACAGAUAAGUUGAGCAUCUCAUUCCUGGGUGAGGAGUCACUUCUUAUAACGGUGGAACCUAAAACUGCAAAGAAAAGCAGUGUAGUGGUGCAGAACUUCUCUACAUCAGCCUGGGGGAAAUGUAGCCCCUGAGAAGUGGGCAGCAGCAACGGUGAAAAUAACUGUCCUUGGGAGGGAU
Molecule: messenger RNA, 2739 nt
Organism: Pogoniulus pusillus (Red-fronted tinkerbird)
Lineage: Eukaryota; Metazoa; Chordata; Aves; Piciformes; Lybiidae
Gene: CHRM4
Product: cholinergic receptor muscarinic 4
Exons: 4
Coding region: 390-1862 (490 amino acids)
Biological process (GO): chemical synaptic transmission; G protein-coupled receptor signaling pathway, coupled to cyclic nucleotide second messenger; regulation of locomotion
Cellular component (GO): plasma membrane; dendrite; synapse
Molecular function (GO): G protein-coupled acetylcholine receptor activity; G protein-coupled serotonin receptor activity
Source: RefSeq, a predicted model, not a curated record